AUCUCGGGUCGACCUGCCCGUUGAGUGCGUUUUCGACAGUUGUUGGCGACGGUUGCCCCGUCACUGUCUCGGUAUCGGUAUCGCCAGAGAACUUUUUUCCCAGUGUAAUGUUCCGUGUGUGAUACGAAACUCAGAAAAUCCCCCCGAAACGUGAAAUUUUGUAUAAUGUUUUCAUAACAAUCGUUCCUGCUGCGAAACAAGAGAAACAUGGCGUAAAAUGUAGCUACUUGCUUGUUUUUUUUAUGUAUGAACGCGAAAAUAAAUAAAUAAAUAAAUUGAGAGAAUUUACAAGCAGACGCCACGCGGUGACCGAAGGCGUACAACGUGAUAAAGUGCAAUACCUAACUACGAAAAUAAGCAAAAGAAUAGUCGAAGAAGAAAGACAGAAUCGCAGACAAGGAGGACGCCUGCAAAUUGAACGUAGUGCAACGAACCCAAACCGAACUCGAAGUCCAAAGCCCGAACCCCAACCCUUAGUUAAGCGAGGGUUGCACGAGCAUCAGCCCAGUCACCCCCUUGCCGCAGCUGACUGACUGACUGACUGACUCAUCAUCAGAGUUAGACUCAGCGACGACGUCAACGUCAGAGUUCAGGACAGAGAAGCUGGCGCUGUUGCUGCAUUCGCUUGCGGUGCGUAGCCAAAAACAAGAAAAAAAAAAACAACAAAACAACUGGCCAAAGCAAAAACCAAAGCAUAAAGCAUAGCUUCUUUUAUCGAAUUGUACUCGUACUUCUACAUCGCAGCAGCUUACAACAAAAAAUCAAAUAAAUAACAAAAAAGGGCAGCGAUUUUAUUGAUUUUGCUUUUUUACAUUCAUUCUAUCGAUAUCGAAUCCAUUAAACCGCAUUUGUAAAAAGUAAACAUAGCAAAAAGCAAAACAAUCGGACGUCGUGUAAAUUACAAACAUCUCUACGGCAUUUUCCCAAGGAAAAAAGUCAAUUUCAAAUGAAUUUCACAAGCCAAGCGAACUGUAAUUGCCAACACAACAAUCACCGUCAUCAUCAUCAUCAUCAGCAGCAGCAGCCGACGCUUAUCAAGAGCCAUACUUGCGCGUAUCAGUUGCAGGAUUUGGCUGGCUAUAAUCGUGCGCUCAUGCCACCGCUGGACAAUACGGAUUUCAGCAGCGCCUGGCGACAUGUCAACAACAACAGCAACACACCAUGUGCCUACCAUCAGCAGCAUUGGGCCAAGGCAAAGUCAUCGCCACAGCACAGACAGUAUCAUCACCACACGUGCCCGCGCCAAAAGAAAUCAGCCACAUCCACACCGACGUCUACCAUGUGCCGACAGCAAUCGCAGCAGCGUCGUUCACGCUCCACAUCCUCGGCGAGCAAACAGCGUCGGAAUAGCUCAUAUCAUUCCUAUGAUGACUUGGAUUCAUCCUCUGCGGUGACGAACGCGGAGCGCAAAGUGGUCGCCAGUCUCAAAUAUUUGUGUGCUUGCACCGGCGCCACACUGCGCAAUUUAUCGAAGAAGACGAAAGAUUUGCAUGCCAAGAACUAUACCUACACCAAGCCCACGUGGCGCCUUUGGGGCGAAGAGCACGAGAAGAAUGCAAUUUUCACCGUCUACCUGAAGAAGGUGCGCUACCAUCGACCCACGCCCACGGCGAGCAAUCAAGACUCGGAUGAUGAAAUUUCACAUCUGGAAUGGGAGACGGUGCGAGUGCGAUUUGUAAAGGCAGCCACAUUGGCCCGCCUGGUGGAGGCACUGGCCACAGACGACGGUGAAUUGGAGUCGACCUUUAUCAAUGUCUUCCUGUCCACAUACCGCACCUUCUCGACCCCCAAACAGGUGCUCAGUCUGUUGACGCAACGCUAUGAUGCCCUGCAUGAGAAGCAUGUUGAAGAACUGGAGCUGGCACAGCAGAAUGGCACGGCAGAGGACCAGAGCUAUGAUUCACCAGCCUCCAUACACGAGCAGCACAAGAAAACUCUAGUCUCGGCGUUGCACGUUUGGCUCGAUGGGUUUCCCGAGGAUUGGCAUGAGGAUAAUCUGCAGCAGAUUCUCGCUUUUGCAACUAAGCGUCUCAAACGCUCCGAUUUGCACGUCAAGGUGUUGAAUCGCCUGGAACGUCUGCUAAGGCAGCAGGUCUAUGGCGGAGGCGCCUCCAAUAAUGUGGAUAACACUGCUCUUCCCUGGCUCUCCCCUCAAGGCGGUCAACAGUUCAUGAUGCAUACGCCAUGUGGUUCAACCUAUGACCUGAGUGAUCAGUUCAAUGGCUUGUACCUGGCGCCCAUCUAUCGUGGACCCACGCACUUCAUGCAGGCGUUUCGUUUUCCUCACGUUCCCGUACGUCGCUUUGCCGAGCAGCUUACUCGCAUGGACACGGAUCUCUUCAAGCGCCUAAUCCCACAUCAAUGUCUCGGACACACGUGGGCACGGAGGGACAGUGGGGGCUCUGAGACUGUCGUCGCCACCAUCAACCAAUUCAACGCGGUGCUGUUCCGUGUAGUGUCUAGCAUACUCAUCGAUCGCCUCAAACCGCAGGAACGCGCCUUGAACAUAUCGCGCUGGAUUGAUAUUGCCCAGGAACUGCGCAUGCUCAAGAACUUCAGUUCCCUAAAGGCCAUUAUCUCGGCAUUAAACUCCAAUUCCAUAUACCGACUCUCCAAAGUCUGGGAGUAUUUGCCCAAAGAACGCAUGGAAAUUUUUACGGAGCUCGCUCGGAUUUGCUCUGAGGACAACAAUGCUUGGACACUGCGUGAGGUGCUGAAGCGGGAGGGAACUGCCAAAAAUCCGGAUCCGGCUGGUGAUCAAACGGAUCGUCAUCUGCUGAAGUUGAUACAGAAUUUGGGCACACAGACUUCGCAUGGGACCAUCCCAUAUCUGGGCACAUUUCUGACCGAUCUGACCAUGAUACACACUGCCAAUCCUGAUUACCUCACGGAAGACAAGCUCAUUAAUUUCGAUAAGAAGCGCAAGGAGUUCGAGGUGCUGGCGCAGAUCAAGCUGCUCCAAGGUGCCGCCAACACGUACAAUCUCCAUGAGGAUGCGCUCUUCGAUCAUUGGUUUGGAUCGAUGCCACUGCUGGAUGAGAGGCAGGCGUUUGCACUCAGCUGCCAGUUAGAGCCGCCGCCGCCGGCGCCGAGAAAAUCAGUGGCCAGCACAAACACCUCGCUAACAAAUACGACAGCCUCUUCGACGGCCUCGAUAAUGGGGAGCGGGGGGCAUGGUCAUCGGAAGACUGACUCCAUACACUCCAAUUCGAGCAGUGGGGCGGGCUCUCAGUUCUACUGUGAACUGAACAGCAGCAACAGCUCCAGGCACAACUCGCUCGACCGUGAUGCUCAUCACGCUUCGCUGAUGUCCGCCUCGAGCAGCACCUCCAAUCUGUCCAUGGACUCCAGCAACUCGGGCGGACGGCAGUCGGCUCAUAGCAAGCUCACGCAUUCCCAGUCACUGGGCAAUGGCCUAAAGAAUGCCGCUUUGACCAAUGGCACCACAAACGGAUCCAAUGGAUCGCCGCACACCCACAUCAAUGCACAGCUAGUGCAGCCAGCUGGUGUCGUCACCCAAUCCGCACCAGACUUCUACAUUAUCCGAGUGACCUAUGAAACAGAUAACAUCGAGCUGGAUGGCAUUGUGCUCUACAAGAGUAUCAUGUUGGGCAACAAUGAGCGCACGCCGCAGGUCAUCAGGAAUGCGAUGCUGAAGCUUGGCCUGGAAGAUGAUCCCGAUAGAUACACGCUCGCCCAGGUGCUGCCAGACAAGGAGCUGGUCAUGCCCAAAACGGCGAAUGUCUACUAUGCAGUGAACACCAACUACAAUCUCAAUUUCAUACUGCGACCUCGCAAGGACGAUGUCGGAGGAGGUGGAGGAAGCUAGUCCUCAGCUGUGCCCCUAUCCCAGUUGUGGUGCUUGGGGUACGAGGGCGAGGAGUGAGAACAGAGCAACAAAUAUGUGUAUAUACUUAUACUAUACUCUAUAUAGAAACACCAUCCGCACAUGACAACAAAUUUUAGUUGAUACGAUUAAUGUAUUAAUUUAUUUAUUAUCUGCAUAGCACAGAAUAGAAUGCCAGAAACACAGGGAGCGAUAUAGAGUAUCGAUAACAAUUUGGUUGUCGACUAACCCGUCAAUUAGCUUGUACUUGUGGAAUCUCCAUUUCCGUUAAUUACUCCACAGAGUUUGGAAUUGUAUAUCAUACAUCUGUAUAUGUUUAUUUGUAGACUCGAAAACUGGAAAACUUGCUGAUAUUUAUUAAUUAUACACAUAUUCUUUUUACUGAUAUGAUUAGACUUAUUAAGCGAUUGAUAUUCAAAAUGUGGUACAAUAAUUUUGAGGUUUAGAAUCGAUAUUAAUUUAAAGAGGAACCACGAAUAUGUAUGUACUUUAUUAAGCAAACAUUCAACCAACAAUUUAUAUGUAUUUGUAUAGAUGUUUUAUUGCUGUACGUGUACGUGUAUUGUAAAUACAACAAUACGAAUUGUAACUAAUUAUUUAGGGAGGGAUGCAUUCAAAAUAUGCAUUACCUUUUUAUAGGCUCUCUACACUUUACACUUAGUUAAGAUAUUGUAUUCGAUUGUAUAUUUAGCAUUACAGUACAAUUACAAGAAUUAUAUACAUACAUAUGUGUGUAUCCAAAUCUA
Molecule: messenger RNA, 4593 nt
Organism: Drosophila innubila
Lineage: Eukaryota; Metazoa; Arthropoda; Insecta; Diptera; Drosophilidae
Gene: Rgl
Product: ral guanine nucleotide dissociation stimulator-like 1
Exons: 6
Coding region: 947-3829 (960 amino acids)
Biological process (GO): Ras protein signal transduction; positive regulation of GTPase activity
Cellular component (GO): plasma membrane
Molecular function (GO): guanyl-nucleotide exchange factor activity
Source: RefSeq, a predicted model, not a curated record